AUUUAAACUCCCAGCUGGCUCUGCUCCAACGCAUGUAUAAGGAUGCGCGAGCAGAGAUAAGCGUGCUAAGGGCAGAAAACAAAGAGCUGAAGCGGAAGGCCACCGUGAUGUUCCGAUUUGGAGGUCCACCAUAUGCUGCAGUGGAGAAGUAUGGGGGAGUGAACGUGCUCGGCGGACAAGGAAAUACGGAGACCGGACUGGCACGGGACACCCAAGAUAAAAGUAAGAAGAAGAGACCUGCAGUAGAAUAGAGAAGGGAAAAGAAAAAUCCCACUGUGGGUGUGGUUGUUUUGUUUGUAUUUUUUUUUUUUUGUGUGUGUGUGUAAAAUGAUGAUCGGGGUGAGGCCCGAUAUGAAGAAAAUGAGUUUGCAGU
Messenger RNA from Camellia sinensis, 373 nucleotides. NCBI's taxonomy places the organism in Eukaryota, Viridiplantae, Streptophyta, Magnoliopsida, Ericales, Theaceae. The record is from RefSeq and is a predicted model, not a curated record.